This is a messenger RNA of Syngnathoides biaculeatus (alligator pipefish), 5252 nucleotides long. RefSeq names its product ST6 (alpha-N-acetyl-neuraminyl-2,3-beta-galactosyl-1,3)-N-acetylgalactosaminide alpha-2,6-sialyltransferase 5a (gene st6galnac5a). Gene Ontology annotation, biological process: oligosaccharide metabolic process; ganglioside biosynthetic process. The transcript is spliced from 5 exons. Gene Ontology annotation, molecular function: alpha-N-acetylgalactosaminide alpha-2,6-sialyltransferase activity. The record is from RefSeq and is a predicted model, not a curated record. NCBI's taxonomy places the organism in Eukaryota, Metazoa, Chordata, Actinopteri, Syngnathiformes, Syngnathidae. Bases 233 to 1225 code for a protein of 330 amino acids.
GUAUGGGUAGGGUACCGCUUUGGCGAGUUCGAUUGCGGGCUUUAGGACCCGGCGGAGGUCCGAUCGUGCGCAUCUGUCGCCGCCCGGACUCCGCGAAGGGAGCGCGAGCCCGACCGGAGCGCCGCUCCAGACCGGCCCGGGCAGCGCUGGAUCCUUGAUGCGUGUGGCGCAGAUGAGAGUCGCCGGAUGCGGGCGCACCGUGCCCGCCUGACUUCCGAGAGAGCGCCGCAAGAUGAAGACGCCGCUGGUAAAGCGCCAUGGCAUCGCCGUGCUUCUCCUGCUGCUCCUGUGCGCCAGCCUCUUCCUGGUCUACAACGGCAGCUUCAACGGCGCCGUCCGGGACGCCAACGACACGCGAACGCAAGGGCGGCCGCGACCCACCGGCGUCUCCUUCAGGCCGGCCCGGCAUCACCCCCCCGCCCUCCAGGGCUACAGCAGCAUCGUGGACCGCAAGCCUCUCAAGAUGCACUGCCGAACGUGCGCCCUGGUGACUAGCUCGGGCCACCUCGUCGGAGGCGGCCGGGGCGAAGAGAUCGACCGGGCCGAGUGCGUCAUCCGCAUGAACGACGCGCCCGCCGCGGGGGUCUACGCGGCCGACGUGGGCCGCCGCACGUCCCUGCGCGUCAUCGCCCACUCCAGCAUGCAGCGUGUGCUGAAGAGCCGCAACCAGCUGCUCAACUCUAGCCAGGACGCGGUCUUCAUUUUCUGGGGGCCCAGCAGCUACAUGCGGCGCGACGGCAAGGGCCUGGUCUACAACAACCUGCGGCUCAUGAACCAGGUGCUGCCCGCGCUCAAAGUCUACAUCAUCUCCUGGCAGAAGAUGCUGCAGUUCGACGAACUCUUCAAGAAGGAAACGGGCAAGGACAGGAGGAUAUCGAACUCGUGGCUGAGCACCGGCUGGUUCACGAUGACCAUCGCCCUGGAGCUGUGCGACAGGAUCGACGUGUACGGGAUGGUCUCGCCCGACUUCUGCAGCAGGGACCCCGAGCACCCAUCGGUGCCGUACCACUACUACGAGCCAAGGGGCCCCGACGAGUGCGCCAUGUACAUAUCGCACGAGCGCGGCCGACGGGGGAGCCACCACCGCUUCAUCACGGAGAAGCGGGUUUUCGCCGAGUGGGCGCGGACUUUCGACAUCCACUUCUACCAGCCCGACUGGAGCCCCGCCCCUCUCCCGGCCAACCGCAGCGUGGACAUUGGAGCAUUGAACGGACCCCAAACGUGAUUCGGACAACGGCCCCCCGCCCCCCGGGGAAUACGAGCGGAAUUUGCCGUUGACACGAGAUGACGUUGAUCCUGAUUGACGUUUGUUGGGAAAAAUAUUUCAAGGCUGCUGCCAAAGCGCCGCAUGGAAGGCGUUCAAAGUCACAAGACUCCGUUCCCCUCUUUCCCCCCCCCCCCUCCACCGCCACCCCCCCCACGCUGUGAAGGUGAAGUUAUACGAGGAGCGAGCGUCGUCGUCUCAUGCUCACUCCGGAGAGCUUGCAGCAAUGUCAAUCAUUCCGUGCGUACGUGUGUGCAGGCGCUGUUCGAGAGCUCAAUUUCAAGUGAAACUUCUGAUGUUUUUCCAAAGAUGGAGGCGGUCGAGUGAAAUUAUUGCCUAAAUUUCUCCGUUUACUUUUCCAGACAUGUCGUACAUUUGCGUUCACCACGUCUAAAACCAAUCUGAAUAUGAAUCUGACCGCGAACGGCAAACUCGAUAUGAGCGUCGAUCAAAUGUCGACGCGUACGUCAAGUUCGCCCUGAAAUUGAAUCUCGUUAAAUUCGCGAGACGACAAGCAGCUGGCGCCACAGCAACCGAUCACGAGAAUCGGAAGAGGCGUGUUCUGAUGUACAGCGCGGCACCCCCCAUUUAACCGAGGCCUGCCGCUGAUCCCAAAAAUCUCUAACGGCCAACGAAGGUUUAUGUCGUACUGUAAUUUCCAAUGGAUGCCUCUAGAUCUCAAACUCGAGGCUCGGGGGCCAGAUCUGGCCCGCCACAUGAUUUUACGUGGCCCGCGAAGGCAAAUCAUGUGCGUCCACUUCCGUGAUUGUUGUUCAAAUCUUUACCAAAUUUUAAAAUUGUAAUAUAAAUCAUAAUGUUGAGGUAUUGCAAGCGUUUUUCCGUUACCAACUAUCAACAGUUGAAAAACCCAUUACGCUUGAUUUCUGAUUCCAAAAGUAAUUCAUAAAUUUUACGUGUCAAUAUGAUGAGGCGAUUAACGAUUUUUAUGGUUUCACAGUCGUCGCGGCCCUCCGAGGGGAACCGGAACUACAAUGUGGCCCGCAACAAAAAAUGAGUUUGACACCCCUGCUCUAGAUCGACUUUUGUCCGAAGCUCCUCAACUCACUUCGGCAGCAAGAUGCCAACAAUUGGUGCAAAGCAAUACUAUUAUUGGGAAAAUGCCAAACUGUAAAUAUGGGAGGGUUCAAGGUAACGGAUCGGAAAAGCCGCACACGUGAAAAAGUGCAAAGGAGCAGAUCAUCACCUGGUGUUGUAUACCUAUAAGGAGGCCAAGGUUUACGACUGACAUACGACACUGACGUAACGAGUUUGUACGGUAGUAUAAAAUAAGGUAGAACUCAUUGUUCAACAUGAGAAGUCAAAAGCCUUGAGCGUACGUUUCAAUUUGACCCGGAAGACGAGGUACUUGUAAACAAGCUCAAAAAGAGCUUAUCGCCACCUAGUGUUGUGGAGACAUACUGUAUAAGGAGGCCAAGGUUUACGACUGACUUACGACACUGACGUAACAUGAGUUUGUUCGCAAGUAUAAAAUGAGGUGGAAUUUAUUGACCAUGAAAAGUCAAAUGUCUUGGGCGUAGGAUUCAAUCCCACCCGGAAGUCAAGUCACUCGUGAACAAGCUGAAAAAGAGCUUAUCGCCACCUAGUGUUGUGGAGACAUCUAUGGGUAGUUUGGCCAAGUAUUUUAGUCGAAGAAUUAGAGAAUAGUGUUUGCCAUUACUCACAAAUUCAACUAGUUAUUGAUUUUUAGGGGAGCGAGAAGCUAUCUGUUGUUGAUUGCUGUACAACGCAGCUCAGGCCAAAGCUGUGUCUAAUAGAAAAGGGAUUGCUUCGCCGCCGUCUUGUGUCAUCUUGGUGCCAACGAACUAUGACGAAGAGUUUCUAUUUAACGGACUAAAUCCUGCUGUGCUACAAAAGUGAUGAAAAUGAACUGAAGACACACCGAAUUAGCUCCCAAGAGCAGUUUCACCGAUUGACGCGGAACUGAUUGGUCAUAUUUAUCAUUCAUCAAGCACGGUAGGCCCGAGGGCCUGAAAUUAAAAGUUAGUCCUUUAAAGUUUGAGUCUGGGCACAUCCGAGAGCUUCAUUUUACCCAAAAUAUUAGAGACGCAAUUGUAUCCCGCUCUCCAAACGUUAGAUUGCAACCGUUUUCAAGGACCUCAUGAAAAAGGACGUGGGAGUGCCUGUUGAUCGCAGCUUUCAGCUUGAAUUGUUUCUAUGUUUGCGUGGGAAUUUUGACACUCAGUGGCUUUUUCUAUUUGGGAUUUUAGUGUCACUUCUUUUCACGGCGGACCCUUCUUCCUAGCUGGGCGGCUUUCGAAUUAGCAGCGUCUGCGGCUAAUCGCGUGAUUGAUGCCGCUACAAGUCAGGCGAGCGCGGCCGUGUCACAGCAGACAAGAGGACGAUGAAGAUGGAGCGGCCGCAUCCAUCGCGCUACGUUCGUUGCGCCAGGCUUUUCUUGGAUGAGUGCGUGACACGGCAGUCGCUAGGUGAAGUGUGCUUAUAACGUGCCGCGUAUAGAACCGGCCCUCCCGACGGGCGUCAGCUGCUUUAUUGAGCGCUUUUUUUUUUUUUUUUUUCGCCGCCGCCGCCACUUCUCCGGGAAUCAGGUGCUAGUCAGUGGGGCUGAAAACGGAGAGACGAGGUUUUCUAAUUAUACAACUCGUCGAGUCCUCAUUGAUUUAGGCUUCGGCUUUGCGCGGUGAGUCAUGAGAGGAGUCGCGGUCUCAGACGAGGACGCAGCCGGAGGAGUCCUUUGUACUAUUACAUAAAAAAAAAAUAAAAAAAAAAAUCUAUGUUGCUCAAAAGGCUUGCAUGAGUAACAGCGUGUGGAGCUCACACUUGGAUUAUUUUCGGUUUGUGCCAAUUAACGUGCAAUCGGGAACGGGUUUGUUUUUGCUCCCCGGUGUUCUCUGUAUUUAUUCCCAGAGUAUUCAUGUGUCACAAAUGGAUGAAAAAGCUUAAACGUAACCUUACACUCGGGCGUCGUGCGGAGGCCGAUCCUGUGUCAUGGAAAUGAGCCACAGUUUACACCCGGCCCCUCGUACUGCGGGGCGCCAUUGCCAAGUACCCGUGAAGCACUCACAAAUCGGUAACAUUUCCAAACAGGUUGCUGCAUUUUGUGAUGUAAAAAUAAUUGUUUAGGCCUUGAUUUACUGAAGGUUUGCAAAUGUGAAAACGGCCACAAACUUAUUAAUUUAAGCAUAUUCAAGCACUUUUACCAUUUAACAGCCAGAAUGGAUAUGCAUUGCAAAUAGCUAUAAUUAAUUUUUUUUCGGCAAAAGGUUUCAAAUAUUUGUAACUCCAGUAUUUCGAUACACAAUUUUCAUCUCAGAUAUCCGCAACGAGAUUCCGCCUAGGACAAGGUCAUCCUUCCCCAAUCAUGAGAAUAGGAUUUGUCAUGACAGAUUGCCACUAUGUGAAUUACAGAUAUCUGCAACUGAACCGUACAUAACUGUAACUCCAGUUUGAGAUCUCUGCAAUUUAAUUUUGAGUAAUCAUAAUUCGAGUCGAAGUUCUCUUUAAUUCACUUCAAAUCAAGAUCAUUGCGUCCCCCUUUCUGAUAGGUUCACUAUGUCAAAAGACAGAUAUUUGUAGAUGGAAGGACUAGUUUGCCUCUUCCACCAACACUUCCAAUUCUAUCACUUCAAAGUUCUUGCGCUAGCAGUUUCCUCCCAAAUCUACCGGGCAAACCAUAAGAGCUACCAAAAGCGAAAAUGUGUCUGCAAUACAGCAGUUGCCGUCACUUUUACACCUGUUUCCCACAGUGUGUGUAAUCUGUUAGUGAGCUAAAAUACAAUUUAGCACCUGCUAUUUGAAGUCUGGGUAAAAGGUUGUAAUCUUGGUCAAUUUUAUGGUACACACCUAUCAACAGCAGACGGAAUCACUUUAGAGUGAACUAAUUUACACACUAUUUAGGAUCUUAGUAAAUCAGGCCUUACAUCGCUGUUGUUGGUUUAUAUAAUGAUAAAAAUAUGUAUAUUAUCUGUAUGUCCGGAUUUUGCUUCUAUUAAAAUUGGUUCUAAUUCUG